UUGAUUGAGCCCAAAAAUUUAUGGAUCUCGCGGGCUUAAAAUUUCUUAUCAUCAAUCAGAAUGAAUAAUUUUGAAUUUUGAAUUCAUUUUAAAAUAAUUUCCUGCGUGUAAUUUGAAUUAAUUGUCCAAUUUAAUACUCUCUCAUGUUCAAUAAACCAUCUCAGUAUGGAAGGAAAAAUGUUCUUGUGCGACAAAUGCGACCGAAGAUUCCAAUACAAAGCGAAUUUAUAUCGUCAUAGCAGCGACAAACAUGGUAAAGGGUUACGUCUUCGUGAAAAAAUACCUCAUGCAUGUGCAUCUUGCGAAUUUAAAUCUUAUCGAAAGAAAGAGUUGAUUCGUCAUAUACGAAGAAAUCAUAGCAGUUCCACUUCCUCACUAAAAUCCCGUAUGAAAUGUCCUCUGUGUGAUACUUACGUCAUAAGUUACCAGUGUCUCUAUCAACAUAUAUCUCAACUUCACAAUAUUCCUAUUGAAGAAGAGGAAUUAGAAUUUAAAAAUGAAACUGAAUUUCUAACUUGGAAAAUGAACGUUGAAAAAGAAACACAAAAUCACUACAGAGCUCAAAGAGGUGCACGAAAAAAGCAAAACUGUUUUUUACGCGAAUACGUGUGUCAUCGUUCGUAUAACCCCUCAUACGUGGUAAAAGAUACAGAACGUAAAAGAGCAAAGAAGAGUCCUGGAAGUAAUAAAAUGGGAGCGGUGUGUCCUGCUAAAAUGGUUGUUAAGAUUGAACCAGAUAAGGUCUUGGUGAAUUUCGUUCGCUGUCAUGUCGGACAUUCUCAUGAUGUUAUUCGGAUGAGGCUGUUUGACCACGAGCGUGCUGAAAUUGCUGAAAAAGCGAGUAGAGGAUUAACUGUCAAAAGAAUACUACAAGAAGCAAGGGAAAGCGUUGAUCCAAACAGUAGUGAACGAAUGCGUAACCUUAAAAGAAAAGAUGUUUAUAACACAAUUCGAGAUUUUGGAAUUGAUUAUGCCAGAGCCAAAGCAAACAGCAAUGAAACUCUCGAAACAACGGAACCAUCAGUUGAAAACGAAUACGAACAGAUCCACGAACCGAUAAAUUCAACCCAUGAUGACUCUUGUAUGCGCCAUAAGAUCGUCGAACCAGAAGCUCAGCUCAUCGAAGCUUCAAUUACUGGUCCAGAAGAAUUAAAAGAAAAACUUCAACUAAUUCUGGGGUUAGUCGAUAAUAUACCAGAAGAUAAUAUCGAAAUUGUUUCAAAAAAACUUGACGAGAUUAUGGUCUAUUUUGCUAAUGAGGAUUCCAAAGAGAUCUCAAACUGUGAAACGAGUCCGCACAAGAUGCCUGUAAUAAAAACGCAUGAAAAAUGUGCCAUUCCUCUUGAACCAGCUCAGGAAGAAAUCUGGAUAGAAAUAGGUAUUUCCGCUAUUGAGGAAAUUGAAAUAGGAGAUAUGUGAUUUAUUUAAACUAAAAUUACCAUUUUUAUAAUAAGUUUUGUAAGUUCCUUAUUAAAAGUUUAUUCGAAUUUUA
Messenger RNA from Planococcus citri (citrus mealybug), 1492 nucleotides. RefSeq lists its product as uncharacterized. The coding region runs from base 166 to 1419 and encodes 417 amino acids. The transcript has 5 exons. Lineage: Eukaryota; Metazoa; Arthropoda; Insecta; Hemiptera; Pseudococcidae. The record is from RefSeq and is a predicted model, not a curated record.